GACCUUCCUCCCUUUCAAUAUCCUCUUCUCCGACUAACACUGGAUUUCCUCUAUCGCAGAACACCGUCUUAUCCGGGCAUCCAUCUCUUGAAAAUACCCAAGUCAAACACCUAUCAGCACACCUUCUACAUCAUCAAACCAACCCGCCAAAAUGAGAUCCAAGUUUAAGGACGAGCACCCCUUCGAGAAGCGCAAGGCUGAGGCUGAGCGUAUUCGCCAGAAGUACUCCGACCGCAUUCCCGUUAUCUGCGAAAAGGUCGAGAAGAGUGAUAUCGCUACCAUCGAUAAGAAGAAGUACCUCGUACCGGCGGACCUCACCGUGGGCCAGUUCGUUUACGUCAUCCGCAAGCGCAUCAAGCUGUCCCCCGAGAAGGCCAUCUUCAUCUUCGUAGAUGAGGUCCUUCCUCCAACCGCUGCUCUCAUGAGCAGCAUCUACGAGGAGCACAAGGACGAGGAUGGUUUCCUUUACAUCACGUACUCGGGCGAGAACACCUUCGGCGACUUCGAGACUGCGUAAUCAUAUCCUCUCUACCGUUUUGCUUUAGACGUUGUCGGCGUUUUGGGGGGAUUCAUACACGAUUACUGGAUCAAUGAACGGGUUGGUGGGCUGUGCAUCAUGUUGUUUCUGCUGGGUUUAUAUCCUUAGGUUCCGUUGGCUGAGGAGGGAGAGGGCUUGCUAUGACAGAAGGGACGAUGGGGCUGUGCUGUUGGGGUCUGGACUUGAGUGCCGCCUGCAG
Neurospora tetraspora is the source of this 737-nucleotide messenger RNA. RefSeq names its product autophagy protein Atg8 ubiquitin like protein. The record is from RefSeq and is a predicted model, not a curated record. NCBI's taxonomy places the organism in Eukaryota, Fungi, Ascomycota, Sordariomycetes, Sordariales, Sordariaceae. Gene Ontology annotation, cellular component: cytosol; autophagosome; fungal-type vacuole membrane. Gene Ontology annotation, biological process: macroautophagy; cellular response to nitrogen starvation. The coding region runs from base 152 to 517 and encodes 121 amino acids. The transcript has 3 exons. Gene Ontology annotation, molecular function: phosphatidylethanolamine binding.